This is a messenger RNA of Cannabis sativa, 4741 nucleotides long. Its product is annotated as pleiotropic drug resistance protein 1. Bases 338 to 4507 code for a protein of 1389 amino acids. NCBI's taxonomy places the organism in Eukaryota, Viridiplantae, Streptophyta, Magnoliopsida, Rosales, Cannabaceae. Gene Ontology annotation, cellular component: membrane. Gene Ontology annotation, molecular function: ATP hydrolysis activity; ATP binding; ABC-type transporter activity. The record is from RefSeq and is a predicted model, not a curated record. The transcript has 24 exons.
UAAGCACCUUCCUAGAUAUCAUAUAGCUAUCGAAUUUUGUAUAAUUUAAUUAAUAGCUUUUAAAGAAUAUCUCUAUGUGGAGAGAGUGUUGGACACAACCACUCGUGCUAUUAAAUUGUGUCCGUAAACAGGGAAAACUCGUAAUAGGUAGAAAAGCUCAAGGCAAAAGUGAAAGAUAUAGAAAAGGAAGCAACAGAAAGCUAUACGAGGUUGACCAAAAUAAAUGUAAUUAAUUAAACAAAUAAGAAAAAGGAAAUAAUGGAAAGUGAAGAAAUACUAUGUCUUCUCGUAUCGAGUCCAUUGCGUCUCUCUCUUAACCUCGCGACCUGGAAGGAAGAUGGAUUCUUUUGCCAAUAGAGUAGAAGGUGAUGACAAAGAAGCUGUUAAUUGGGCAGCAAUUGAGAGGCUUCCAACAUACGAACGACUAAAAAAAGGAAUACUAGACACUUGUACAGUUGAUGUACACCAUCUUAGUAUUCAACAAAAACAGAGUUUGGUUGAGAAACUGGUCAAGGUGCCUGACCAACAUAAUCAAACUUUCUUGGCCAAACUCAAGAAUCGCAUUCACAGUGUUGGAAUUGAGCUACCUACUGUUGAAGUUCGUUUUGAACAUCUCAUUGUUGAGACAGAAAUUUAUGUGGGAGAAAGAGCUCUACCUUCAUUCAUUAACUUCACAACGAAUGUCAUUGAGGGAUUCUUAAAUUAUCUACAUAUAAUUCCAAGCAAUAAGAAAAAAAUUGCUAUACUAAAUGGGCUUAGUGGAAUUAUAAAACCAUGCAGAAUGACAUUGUUAUUGGGUCCUCCAAGUUCGGGAAAGACUACACUUUUACUGGCUUUGGCUGGACAACUUGACCCACGAUUGAAAUUUUGUGGAAAGGUGACUUAUAAUGGGCAUGACUUGGAUGAGUUUAUUCCAGAAAGAACAGCAGCGUAUGUAAGUGAGCAUGAUUCUCAUAUUAAAGAAAUGACUGUGAGGGAAACCUUAGAUUUCUCUGCUAGGUGCCAAGGAGUUACAAGGCGUUAUGAGUUGCUAGCAGAGUUGUGUAGACGAGAGAAAGAAGCCAAUAUCAAGCCUGAUCCUGAUAUUGAUGUCUUCAUGAAGGCAGCAGCAACAGAAGGCCAAAAGACGAGUGUUGUGACUAAUUAUGUUCUCAAGAUUUUGGGAUUAGAUGUGUGUGCUAAUACCAUAAUAGGGGAUGACUUAAUAAGAGGUAUCUCUGGAGGACAAAGAAAACGAGUUACGACAGGUGAGAUGCUUGUUGGACCAACAGGGGUGUUGUUCAUGGAUGAAAUAUCCACCGGUUUAGAUAGCUCAACAACAUAUCAAAUCAUCAAUUCUAUGAGGCAAAUUGUUUACACCUUGAAUGAUACUGCUGUCAUCUCUUUACUCCAGCCGGCACCAGAGACUUACAACCUUUUUGAUGAUAUCAUUCUUUUAUCUGGGGGUCAGAUUGUUUACCAAGGUCCUCGCGAACAUGUGCUUGAGUUUUUCGAAACUGUUGGGUUUAAAUGUCCUGAGAGGAAAGCUAUUGCUGACUUUCUGCAAGAGGUAACAUCGAGAAAAGAUCAAGAGCAGUAUUGGGCAAGAGAAGAAGAAUCUUAUAGAUUCAUCACUGUCAAUGACUUUGUGGAAGCAUUCCAAUCCUUUCAUGUAGGACAAAGAAUAAAAGAUGAGCUUUCUACUCCAUUUGACAAGACCAAGAACCAUCCAGCUGCUUUAGCAACUCGAAAAUAUGGUGUUGAAAGCAGAAAAGAGAUGUUGAAAGCUGUCUUCAGCAGAGAGUGGUUGCUUAUGAAAAGAAACUACUUCUUUUACAUUUUCAGACUCAUCAAGAUUUUGAUCGUGGCACUCAUAGUCUCAACUGUUUUCUUGAGAACUGAAAUGCAUCAUGGCACAAUAGAAGAUGGAAUAAUCUACUCUGGUGCUCUAUUCUUUAUUGUGGUCAUGUUUGUGUUCAAUGGGAUGUCAGAGAUUCCUAUGACAAUCCAGAAAUUGCCAGUGUUUUACAAGCAAAGAGACCUCAAUUUUUACCCUGCAUGGGCCUAUGCUCUUUUCACGUGGAUUAUUAAGAUCCCUAUUGCAUGCUUAGAAGUCUUGAUUUGGGUUUCCAUUACAUACUACCUAAUUGGACUUACUCCUAGUGUUGCAAGUUUUUUCAAGCAAGGCCUUUUGCUCAUUUUCGUAAACCAAAUGGGCUCUGCAUUAUUCCAAGCUAUUGCAGCUACUUCUAGGAAUCUAAUUGUAGCGGACACUUUUGGCUCAUUUGUAUUGCUCAUGCUUUUCGGGCUAGGAGGGUUUCUGUUAUCAAAGAAUGAUAUUAAGAAAUGGUGGAUUUGGGGUUAUUGGAGUUCACCCCUAAUGUACUAUCAGAAUGCAAUACAGGUCAAUGAGUUCCUUUCAGACCAAUGGAAUCAUCCUGGACCAAAUGGAACAAGACAUCUAGGAAUUGAAGUGUUAGAAUCUCAAGGAUUCUUUACAAAAUCAUAUUGGUAUUGGAUUGGGCUUGGAGCGGUGGUUGGUUACAAUAUCAUUUUCAAUAUUCUUUAUGCACUUUCUCUUACUUUCCUCAACCAGUUUGGGAAAUCUCAUGCGAUUUUUCUACUGGAAGAUUCAGAGAGCAAUAAUCAAAAUGCAGAAAGUGGUACUGAAGAGAGGAACCAAAAUAGAAAUAGAGGAAUGGUUCUUCCAUUUGAUCCACAUUGGAUCACUUUCAAAGAUAUUGUUUACUCCGUUGACAUGCCACAAGAAAUGAAGAAGCAAGGAAUUGAAGAUAAUGAUAAGUUGAUUCUUCUAAAGAAAUUAAGUGGGGCUUUCAGGCCUGGUGUUUUGACAGCGCUGAUGGGAGUAAGUGGUGCUGGAAAAACUACUCUGAUGGAUGUCUUAGCUGGUAGAAAGACCAAGGGGUAUAUUGAAGGAGACAUCAAAAUUUCUGGAUAUCCUAAGAAGCAAGAAACAUUUUCUAGAAUUUUAGGAUACUGCGAGCAAAAUGACAUCCACUCUCCACAUGUUACUAUCUACGAGUCCUUGAUUUACUCAGCGUGGCUUCGUUUACCAAAAGAAGUUGAUACCAAGACUAGAGAGAUGUUCAUUGAGGAAGUGAUGGAGCUAACAGAGCUAAAUGUGAUAAGGCAUGCACUUGUGGGACUGCCUGGUGUUAAUGGUCUAUCAACUGAACAACGCAAAAGAUUGACAAUAGCAGUUGAGUUAGUAGUAAACCCUUCUAUAAUAUUUAUGGAUGAGCCAACUUCAGGGCUUGAUGCAAGAUCAGCUGCAAUUGUCAUGAGAGCUGUUAGGAAUGCUGUGAAUACAGGCAGAACUAUUGUGUGCACCAUCCAUCAACCAAGCCUCGACAUCUUUGAAGCUUUUGAUGAGCUUUUGCUGAUGAAGUGUGGAGGUGAAGAGAUAUAUGCUGGGCCAUUAGGCCACCAUUGCUCCACUCUAAUCCAAUACUUCGAGUCUAUUGAAGGUGUGAAUAAGAUUAAGGAUGGUUAUAAUCCAGCAACCUGGAUGUUGGAGGUUACUUCUUCAGCACAAGAAAUAGCUUUGGGAAUUGAUUUUGCUGAUAUUUUCAAGACUUCAGAUCUGUACAGAAGGAACAGAGAGCUUAUAGAUGACCUUAGCGUUCCUACUCCCGGCUCAAAGGAUCUCCAUUUCUCAACUCAAUAUGCGACAACAUUUCUCACACAAUGCAUUGCUUGUUUAUGGAAACAACGGUGGUCUUAUUGGCGAAACGCACCUUACACUUGUGUGAGAUUCUUUUUCACAUUGUUUGUGGCAUUGAUGUUUGGGACAUUGUUUUGGGACUUAGGUGGUAAAAGGAGUACUCAAAAAGACCUCCUCAACGCAAUGGGAUCAAUGUAUGCUGCUGUCUUUUUCAUCGGAGUCCAUAACGGUUCAUCUGUGAGAAAAGUUGUUGCAAUAGAAAGAACAGUCUAUUAUAGAGAAAAGGCUGCAGGGAUGUAUUCAGCUUUUCCCUAUGUGUUUGCACAGGUGAUGAUUGAGAUUCCAUACAUCUUUUCUCAAGCUAUGGUUUAUACCAUCAUUGUUUAUGCAAUGAUUGGCUUUGAGUGGACUCUUGUCAAAUUCUUAUGGUAUCUAUUCUUUACCACAUUUGCAAUGUUUUACUUCACAUUCUAUGGAAUGAUGGUUGUGGCCGCAACACCAAACCUUGAUGUCGCCACCACUGUUUCGUCCGCCUUCUAUGGACUGUGGAACCUCUUCUCUGGCUUUAUCAUCCCAUACUCCAGGAUACCAGUAUGGUGGAAAUGGUACUAUUGGACAUGUCCUGUAGCAUGGACUAUGUAUGGCAUGGUGGUAUCGCAAUAUGGAGACGUAAUGGACAGGCUUGAUGGCACAGAGGAGACUCUCAAAGAAUUCAUGGAAAGAUUUUUCGGCUAUAAACAUGACUUCCUUGGAGUAGUUGCCUUAGUUAAUGUCGUCUUUGCAGUGAUUUUUCCUCUUAUUUUCGCGUUGCAGAUGAAGACAUUUAAUUUUCAACAGCGAUAGUGUAGAAAAAUUGUGGUGACACUCAAGAGACAAGAAAUUAUGAUACAGGAAAAUAUAAGUGAUCUUGCAGGAACCUUUCAAUCUAACAACUAUUUAAAUUGCGACGAACUUUGUCAUUCUCUACUAAUAAGGUCAGGGAAGUCAAUUCUUUAAAUAUUUAAUUGUAAUUACCUGUAAUUAAUUAAAUAUUUAAUUGUUAAUGAGGUUGGCUAAGAAAGAGUGAUUUUAGCUAAA